Impatiens glandulifera is the source of this 1179-nucleotide messenger RNA. RefSeq lists its product as uncharacterized. The record is from RefSeq and is a predicted model, not a curated record. Bases 1 to 1179 code for a protein of 392 amino acids. Lineage: Eukaryota; Viridiplantae; Streptophyta; Magnoliopsida; Ericales; Balsaminaceae. The transcript is spliced from 7 exons.
AUGUUCACUCCAUUAAAUUUAGGAAAUUCAACUUUCGUGAGUCUUGUAGGCGGAACAUAUGGUCUAUCCAUUGGUGCACCUAUUCGUGAAGUCUAUGCGUCAUCCUCCGAACGAUCACCAUUAUCCUUAGUCGUCAAGACGGACGAUGGAGAAGUGAUUGAUUGUGUUGAUAUUUAUAAACAACCCGCAUUUGAUCAUCCUUUAAUUAAUGAUUUACAGAUGAGCCCUACUUCUUAUCCUAAUGGAAUGAAAGAGGAGUCGAGAUCCGAUAUAAAAUUGUUUCAAGAUUGGCAAAAGUAUGGAGAAUGUUCAGAAGGAACAAUCCCUAUUACAAGAAUUACAAGUCCAAGCAACCAUACCAAAUAUCCAUCGCCUUUUAUAAAUCAAGAUCAAAGUAGUCUUAUUAGAAGGUCUCCAACUAAUGGUCAUGAGUAUGCAAUGAUUUCUGAUGAAGGCACCAAUUACUAUGGAGCAAGUGCAUGGCUUAAUGUAUGGAGCCCUAAUGUUGAGUACGGCGAAUUAAGUGCGGGUAAAAUGAAGCUUAUUUCAGCAACAUUAACCGAUUUUUAUAACAGUUAUAAUAGCAUUGAAGUUGGAUGGAUGGUUUAUCCAUCAAGAUACAAUAACAGCACAAAACCAAAAUUCUACGGAUAUUGGACGAGUGAUGGAGAUCAAAGGACAGGAUGUUAUGAUCUUGAUUGUAAUGGCUUUGUUCAAACAAAUGGAGAUGUUGCUUUUGGUGCUACAAUAGAACCUGUUUCCACUUAUAAUGGAGAUCAAUAUGAGAUGUUUUUUACCAUUUUUAAGGACAAAAUAACAGGAAAUUGGUGGCUUCAAUUCAAUGGGAACAAUAUCGGUUAUUGGCCUAAUACUCUCUUUAAACGCCUUGCUAACAAUGCGACUAUAGUAAAUUGGGGAGGAGAGAUUUUGAAUGUUAGACAUGCCGGACAUCACACAACUACUCAAAUGGGAAGCGGUCAUUUUUCAUCGGAAAGCUAUAGAAAAGCAGCUUAUAUAUCCCGAAUGAAAGUAUUUAAUUCCAACUAUGAUCGAAAAGAUCCGGGAUACCUAGUAAAGAUCCAGAGUAACCAAGGAUGCUACGACGUAAACAUCGAUCAAAGAAUAGCUGGUAAAGGGAUAUCUUAUGGAGGUCCAGGAUUUAGUUCGACAUGCUCUUAA